AUAGCUGGGUAUGUGCUGCCACCCCAUUCACUCACUGAAGGGAUAUUGGACUCCUGUUCUCUAGAAGACUUACGACCACCAGGACCCUGACUGAUCAUCCUUGGUCCAGCUGAUACUAAGGCCAAAUGUCCACUUACUUUAUUAACACUGGCAUAAUGCAGCAUUAAUAGAUAGAAAAUUCCCCCUGUAAAGGCUAGGACCACUCUGUGUUAUAAAUCCCCUGUCCUCUACACGUUGCUUUCAUAGGCUUUCCAACCAUGAAUCUCAACUCGGAACAGAUUCUGCCAGAGGAUUUUUAUCUGGCUGAAGAAGGUUCUUUGUUGGAAGAAAUGGCUGAAGAAGAUGAAGAAAUAGAUUUGUACAACGAGGAGACUUUUGGAUUAGAUCAUGAAUCUGAAGAAGAAACUCCUAAAGAAGAAAUAGAGAAGGCUUCAGACCAAAAACCUGAGAUGGUAAAAAAUGUUGACCAUGACGUAAACAGUAAUGAGAUUAAGCCUGAGGAUGUACUAGAUCUACAUGGGAACACACAAGACGUGAAAGUUGUGGUGGGUUCCUUGAAAGAACUCAACUUAUCUGUGGAAAGGGAGGGUCCUACUGAGAGUUCAAGGACUGCGAAUACGAACUUUGGAGACCCGGCAGUGAUGAAGGCUGGUUAUGGGCAGCCAACUUUAGAGAGUGUUGACAGUGCUGUUGUAGACAGUGGAUUUGGAACCAGUUGGAGUGAAAUUGACUCGAGCUAUGAACUGGGUGGAAUGGAUUCGGGAGUGUGGGUUGGCUCUCCAAGAGGAACAGCUGCAAUAGCUGGCCAGAUAUUGGAGGAUAAAGCGAUCCUAAGAGUUAUGGACAAAGCACCGUAUAUGCCAACCAGCAACCUGGAAUUCCUAGGUUCUCCCAUGCAAAGAGGAUACAUGCAAAGAAUGAAAGGCCCAGAAAUCGGUAGAAUGUCCCCAAAACCAUAUAGACAGCACUUCAUUAGGCAGCAAUCUCCAUUGAUGACUCGCACCAUGCGUCCUCCAUUUCCAUUUACACCACCAAGGAGACCUCCACCACCUUUUUCAGCAAAUCAGUCUCCAGGUUUUAUGUCCCCAACUCCCUUCAGACCUAUGUCUCCUAACAUCAGCACCCCUGCAAGACCAAUGACCCCUAAGAUGGUCAGGAUGCACUUUGGUCCUAUGUCUCCUAGUCCUAGUGGCUCGCCCUUCUUCAGCCCAAUGGCUAACACACUGCAGAGGUUUAAAGUUCCAGGACAUGUAACACAGCUCCAUCCUCAACACCGUCGCAUUCUUAGUCAGAGACAACGUCCACAAAGCACAUCCCGUAAGCAGUGGGAUAACAGGCCAGAUCCAUACGCAAGCCUAAUGUCUCAGAAAGAAAAAGAAUGGGUAAUAAAGCUGCAGAUGAUCCAAUUGCAGAGUGAAAACCCGCACCUUGAUGACUACUAUUACCAGACCUAUUAUGAGAAACUGGAGAGAAAACUGGCUGAGGAAGAGAUUCUAGGUGAACGCAAGAAAAAAGAGCCCCCCAAACUUGUUACACCUUACAUUCAGAAAGCUGAAACCUAUGAAUCGGUGGUUCAUAUUGAAGGCUCAUUGGGACAAGUUGCUGUUUCCACCUGUUAUAGCCCCAGAAGAGCAAUAGAUGCCAUCUCCCAUGUCCUGCCUGAUGAAGAUAUGAAGGCUCUUGGAUAUCAACGAUUGAGAGUUCUCAGACACAUUGAAAAGCUGUUUGUGUUGCUGCUGGAGGUUGAGGAGAUGGAGAGGAAAAUGCCUCAUAUUCCUGAAGACCAACACAUCAGAUUUCAGCAGAAACAAAGCUACAAAGUGCAGAGGAUCUACGAGGCGUUAAAGAUCGGGCCCUGCUGCUGGGAGGAGGAGUCUGAAGAUGAGUUCCUGCAGAUCUUGCAAGUUGGGAAGGGCACGAAGUUAUUAGCCCGACUCCUUCCCUAUCUGCACAGCGAACAGGCGGCAGAGAUCCUUCUGACGGUGGUACAGCAUUUAUCAUUUCUCAUCAAAAAUGAUGCCACAGAAAAGUCUCUUUCAGUUCUCUAUGGGCCACUGACCUCUAUAAUCAAUGGACUUCCAUUUACUGAACUUAUUCAAGUGAUUCAAGAACUCACCAAGACUCUGCCGGAGAGACCUGACUUACCACUCACUCUGGCGUUUCAGAAUCAGUUUGGGAUCUCUCUCUUGUAUGCAUUACUGAGUCGUGGCGAGAGCCUGUUGUCUUCAGAUACACCGAUGGAGCCAUGCAUUGGAGACUUUGAAAAAUGGACGGAUACUGUGUUCCUAGUUGCAAAAGAACUCUCGCAUGUCUCCAAAUCCUCCAUGGUGGAACCACUUUUCUUGCCUAGCAAUCUGCUUUCCUUAUUUUGCCGAUACCUGGACAAACAGACAAUUCACAAACUUGAGGACAAGAUGGAAUGUCCUACAGCACCCCCCUAUGCAGCUGUGACUUCAUGAAAUGCUGAAUCUGAAGCUGACAGAUCAGCCCCUGCUUCACUUACCAAAAAAAAAAACGCGUAUGGAUCGGUGGAGCUUCCAUUUUGGAAAUUUAAAUAUUUAAUCCUGUUUUAAAGGAAGUUUUUGUUUUUGUUUUUUCUGUCAAACUCUGACACGACUUUCCAACGUGAAGGAACCGGUGGUCAGAAUGACCUGUUCCUUUUCUGUUUAGUGAGUUAAAAAUAAAAUGUAUAUUGUUGCUGUAAAGAGGGGGGUAAAUAUAUAAUGAAUGUUUAUUUAUUUUUUUGUUUGUGUGAAUUUUGCACAGCAUUCGCUAUGUACAGCACAUGCAGAAUAAACAGAGA
Molecule: messenger RNA, 2803 nt
Organism: Hyla sarda
Lineage: Eukaryota; Metazoa; Chordata; Amphibia; Anura; Hylidae
Gene: PATL2
Product: PAT1 homolog 2
Exons: 20
Coding region: 258-2459 (733 amino acids)
Biological process (GO): P-body assembly; deadenylation-dependent decapping of nuclear-transcribed mRNA
Cellular component (GO): P-body
Molecular function (GO): RNA binding
Source: RefSeq, a predicted model, not a curated record